GCGAAGGCGAAUAAACACGGGAAACUUCUUGUUGGACAUGGAAGGCAGGCCCGGCUGGCUCCUGGCCUGUCACGAGCGGUGGAAUCUCUCCCUGGGGACUCUGAUCUGUAGGCAGCUGGGAUACCUCCAACUCGCCCACCACAAAGGAGUGAACCUGACAGAUGUCAAGGUGAACGAUACGCAAGAGUUUGUUCAGAUUGUGCCCAACCAGAAGAGCAGCAUUGAAGACGUGUGGCAGGUCAGGAGCAGCUGUGCUUCAGGGCGAAUUGUGGCUCUGAAGUGUUCCGAGUGUGGCCUGCGCUCCAGGGCAGCCCGGAUCGUGGGCGGAAGCGACGCCCUGUUGGGACGCUGGCCGUGUCAAUCCCACAGCAGGCCGGGGCGGCGGUGGAGAAAAUCAUCUACCACCCCCGCUAUGACGACAGGAGUCACGACUAUGACAUCGCACUGA
Molecule: messenger RNA, 448 nt
Organism: Mauremys reevesii (Reeves's turtle)
Lineage: Eukaryota; Metazoa; Chordata; Testudines; Geoemydidae
Product: transmembrane protease serine 5-like
Exons: 5
Coding region: 38-448 (136 amino acids)
Cellular component (GO): membrane
Source: RefSeq, a predicted model, not a curated record